AUGGAUUCUGAAGAAAAUGGUUUAUGUUGUGGGUGCCUUAGUACGGGGCGAAAAAUGAUAUUACAAGUCGAGUAUUGGAAGAAACUUACGUUUUCACAAAUAAUCAAUGAAUUUACUUUAUCCGAUGGAGACAGUACUCCAGUAUGGUUGUGCUGGGAGUGUGACGCCAACCUACACCAGUUCACGAAGUUCAAGAACAAAGUCAAGACCUCCUACGUGAUGUUCCUUGAUUUUGUUAAACAGAACACGAAACUAUCACAGUUUCAACCUCGACCUCGUCUCACAAACCAUGUUUUAUACAACUUUGACACCUUAAACACAGACCACAAGCCAUUCCAAAUUAUACCUUCACAAAACUCAGAAAUAUCCAUAAAAGAAGAAUUCACCGACAUAAUAGAAGAUAAUAAUUCAGAUGAUGAGAAACUAAUCGUUUAUAAAACUUAUAAUAAACAAAAGAAUGGCAGAUUAAAGAGGAAAAGGAGAAAGAGAAAUGUAGAUAGAGAUAGAGAUUUAGAAUUGUUUGAAGAAGUUGAGUUGAGUGCAGAAGAGUUGUCGGAAGAAAGAAGAGUCGCGUUGUUAAGAGAAGAGUAUGUUAAUGCGAUGUUUAAGUGUGAAAAGUGUAUUCUGUCUUUUCCUAAUGCGGAGGAUUUGAAAGAUCAUUUGCAUGUUAAACAUGAAUUGAACAAAUCUAAUUACAAAUGCGAAAUAUGCGAAUGUUCGUUCGCGUCCGAGGUAUCAUACAACUAUCAUAGGAAUAAACACAUCCGUCGAUAUGAGUGCAGUGUAUGUAUGGAGCGCUGUGUCAGCAAGCGCGCUGUGGCCAAACACUAUGAGAGCACGCAUUGUCAUGGACCAUCAAUAGACAUAGAUGUACGAAAUAAUCACAUGGAAUUAGUAACACAGCAUCAUAGAAAGGAAGUAGACACACAAAAUGAACAAAAUGGACUCCCGAAAGACACUGAAGAAGGCAUUGAUGAUAGUACAAACUCGGCCCCACUAUUUGCGUGUGAUUCAUGCAACAAAUCGUUCAAGUGGAAGGCGUCGCUACGUAAACACAUGGAGAUACAUCGGAUUGAGACCGGACAGAAACGGAAACCGUACUGCGAACCGUGCAAAUUGUCGUUUACAAAUACAGCGAAUUUACAGAAACACGUGAGAACGAGUAGUAAUCACCAAAUUCAAUUGAAACUUAGAAAAUUAACAGAAGUCCUACCGGACUCGGGUAAUCCAGAGAAGCGUCAACAACACAUAGACCAACAUAUUGAACAGAUAAAGUGUUCAGUGAAGAAGUCCAGGCAACAGUACCCGUGUCCGCAGUGUGACAAGAAGUUCCAGUGGCGAGGGAACCUGCUUCGACAUGUUCACAGUCAUGUAGCUAGAGCCACUGGCAACUUAGUAUGCAAGCCGUGUAAUAGAACGUUUUCAUCUAUAGCGACAUACCAACAACAUAUGAAGAUAAGCAGGAAACAUGUUAGCGAAAAUGAUUUCAAGUAUAUGUGCAGUGAUUGUGGAAAGCGGUUCCCGAAUAAAACACAAUUAAAAGACCACGUCGAUUGGGAACAUUUGAAGAAUUUCGUUCAUAAGUGCGACCAAUGUCAGAAGGUAUUGAAAAGCAAGACUUCUUUAUAUCUUCACAAACAAGUUGUUCAUAGAUCUGAAAAUACCGAACAUUUGUGUCACCAUUGUGGGAGAUCCUUCGCUAACCAAUCGAAGCUCCGCAACCACAUGUUGGCGGUGCACAGCGGGCAGGCCGCGUACAAGUGCGCCACGUGCGGCGCGCGGUUCAGUUGGCUGUCCUGUCUGUCCAGGCACAACAAGAAACUGCAUCCGCAGCCUGGUACUGCGUGA
Spodoptera littoralis (African cotton leafworm) is the source of this 1848-nucleotide messenger RNA. The record is from the annotation of a GenBank genome assembly. Lineage: Eukaryota; Metazoa; Arthropoda; Insecta; Lepidoptera; Noctuidae.